AUGCAAUACUCGAGGAUACCGUCCAUAUCUGCAGCAAGCACGCCGGAAUCCAGCGGAUACCCUCCGCUGAAACGACAAAGGAUUCACUCGUCGAUGUUGCAGGAUGUCACAAAUCAAAUCCACAGCACGGGCCCACGCCGAAGCGUUACUGAGGAGCCCAAAUGCCAGAAGACUAGGCUUAUGAACAAGUAUGUGUUUGGGGACGCUUCGGUGAUCGAGGAGGUGAAAAAGCGAGAGAGGAAGAUCAUGAGGGAUAUAGCACAUUUUAGGAACGCCAUAGCGGAGAUCGAGAAGGAAACGGCACAGAUACGGGAUAGACAGUUGCCAGAUAUACAGUACGAGAUAUCGAAGAAGAUGACAAUGUGCGGCGCAGUGAAGAAGGAAAUAAGCCAGUUGGAGUCUCAGCUGGAUAUGAAGGAUCGGGAAAUAGAUCUCUGCAGAAAAAAUGGGGAACUGGAUGUGUGCAACUUACAACUGAGAUAUUCUGUAGAGAUCCAGGAGCUGGAAAAUAAUUUGAAGCAGAGGCUGGAUGAGGAAAACUUGAAAUGGGAAAGGAAAAUAAUGGAGCUCGAGAAUCUGAAACCAGAUGAACAGGUAGCGGAGGAAAUACGACAUCUCAAAGGAGAACUUCAGGAAGUGGAAAAACGAUGGGUGUCUAUGCAAGAGGAGAAUCAACGAAAGAGUCAAGAGUAUGAGCGCGACAUGCAGAGAGAGUUAGACGACUUUAAGAAUCUGAAAAUGAAACCGAUGGAAGAUUUGAUUGAAGAGCAGAAACAACUCAAAGAAAAGAUGAGAGGUCUUUUUGACGAGCGCAACCGCCUCACUGAUGAAGCAAAUGGAAAUAGAAAACAGUCAGAGUUGAUAGAAGCGGAAAUUGUUGAAAUACAGCAGAAAAUCGAUGAAAUUAAGGCUAAGAACGAGCCGUUACAUGAGGACUUGACUAUUACAAUAAACCAUUUUGAGAAGAUAAGAGACGAAACAGAGAGAGUGCAGGAAAAGGCACACGCUAGGGAAACUUUUUAUCAGGAGAAGUUUGAUAAGAUGGAGCAGGAACAAUUAAGAAGAAGGAAGCUGGAAAAUACAAUCGAUGAAUUAAAGGGAAGGAUAAGAACAUUUGCAUACAUAACACGAAAUUGCGAGAAAAGUGGCUUAGAUGUGAACUAUCAUGAAAAGAGCCUAAAAGAACCAGAAACAGGUAGAAAAUAUCAAUUCAGUAGGAUGAUACCUUCAGCACUAGAGACAGAAAAAAAUUUACUUUACCAAGAGUAUGAAAUGUUCCAGGAGAUGUGCUUGAAGAAAAGUAUACACUUCAGCCUGAUUUCGAUAAGCCAAAAACCGUGGGAAGCCCUGAGAUUGGCACUGCUCGAGUUCAUGUACAACAAAUGUCAUGAAAAAUAUCGAAUAGCUGUACAAUACGUAUUCCUCUCUGAGGAGUCACCAUCUCAAGACUUACUACUGCCGAGCGCGGAAGAUGGUGAUAAUGAAAUAAAAUUGAAGAUACAGAAGGAAUCCUUAGAAUUAGACUCCAAGAUUAUUGAGGUAACCGACGUUCUAAAUAACCUGCCAUCAAACUUGCGAAGAGAGAGGCCUAAUCACAUACCAGGCAUUGGAAUUCUCAAAUUUCAUUUGACACCUCAGGACAAGGGACAAAAACUGCUCAACUUUUACUUUGUGGAGAUCAAUGAUAUAAAUACCAUAGGGAUAUUAAACAAAGUCGUCAACCCAUCGCAAGAAUUGUCUUCUCCAAUAAGCCUGAUCAUGAAAAAAAUUCUAUCAGAUACGACUUCCUGUUUCCUAUUCAAUAUUAAUGAUGCUUACGAUAACGAACUUUUGCUCGAACUAUCGAAAAAGAUAGGCCACAUGAGAAACUCUAAGAAAAGGAAAGUUUCGGAAUAA
Molecule: messenger RNA, 1896 nt
Organism: Torulaspora globosa
Lineage: Eukaryota; Fungi; Ascomycota; Saccharomycetes; Saccharomycetales; Saccharomycetaceae
Gene: CIK1
Product: Cik1p
Exons: 1
Coding region: 1-1896 (631 amino acids)
Molecular function (GO): microtubule binding
Source: RefSeq, a predicted model, not a curated record